CUCAGCGCUGAGAGGCAGGAGAGACAGAGAGGAAGGAGAGUGAAGCCAGAAUAGGGUUAGUCACAACAGCAGGUGCUGAAGAUAAAAAAAAAAAAACAAGGUUCAAAUAGAAAUAGGGUGCCAAAAAGAAAGAUAAUCAGGGCAAAGUCUGUUAGAAGAUAAAAGUAAAGAACAGAAAAUACAGAGACGACAGAAACUAAAACAAUCUUAUUAAUCUUCUUUUUCCUAAGCUGGAGUACAACAGCCCACUUAUUUUCUUUUUCAGCCACCUUCACUGUGCCCUUUACCCUCCUCCUCUCGUACGGAUUCUCCUUCCUCGGAUCGUCCCCUCUUCCUCCUCCUCCUCUCCCUGUCAUCCUCUUCACUGACUGCUGACAGACAGUGCCACCAUGGAAACCGGGAGCCCCAGGAAGAUACAGUUCACUGUCCCCCUACUGGACACCCACCUGGACCCAGAGGCAGCUGAACAGAUCAGAAGACGUAGACCCACACCUGCCACUUUAGUGGCAUCCAGUGAUCAAUCAUCACCUGAAAUUGAUGAAGAUCGUCUCCCAAACCAGUUGUACAAGGCAGCCUUGCUGAACUCACCUCGACAACGGCGAAAAGGUCAAAAGGGCACACCUACAAUGAAAGAGCUGCAGUUCCUGGUAGAGCACCACCUAUACAGGCAGCAGCAGGGAGCUGGGGACGAGUGCUCCUCAGAGAGUUGCCUGUCGGACCGGCCCAGCCCUGACUCUGUUCCCACCGGGGAGGAGCUCCCACAUGAUGAUGAGGCCACUGCAGAGGCCUUUGAGAAACUGCGCUGCCAAAUGGAGGAGUUCUCAAGGGAGAGUCGAUUAGAAGCUGCAGGUGGACUCGAGUGCCCCCUUUCCAAGGAAAAAGAGGAUUGUUCCAGCGUUGCCAAUGUAGCAGAUGCCUCAUCGAAACAAAGCAAAGCACAAGCAGACACAAAAGCAGCAGCAUCCAGUGCGAGUCAGCCGGCAGAGUAGAAGACAAAGAAACCCAGCCUGGAGAAAGAGAAAUGGAGCGGUCUUCUGUACAACACAAUGCUGCUCAGUGUGCUCAGCCAGCCCAACACAAUGACAGAAGAUUGUGUCUGCAGAUCCACUUUUUAGAUACAUCAGGGCGCCUAUAUUCCUCUACAGUCAGGCCUUAUAGUUACCACCUCGAGAACAAGAACAAAGGUUUCUAAACUUAUUUUGUGUCAAAAAAUCAUAAAUAAAGGGACCGUUAUUAUAAUAUAUUUGUUUUUUACAGCUUCCCCUGCCCUGAACUAAAACUAUGUAUGAACCAGUUGUGACUUGCUGUCUAGUAAAUGGGAAGGAGGGAGCAUGUCCUGUGUCACAGUCACGCAAUCAUUAUCAUAAAGUACCAGAACUCAACAUGCUUAAUGUCUCCUUUAAUGUUCAAAGGCAUCAAAUAUUCAAUUUACAAUCCUUUUAACAGCUUUUAUCAUUAAAUAUGUGCCAUGACCUCUGCAAUUGUUGAUCCAUCUCAAAGCAAUAAAAUUGUAUUUGUACCUUAUAAAUCACUGGGAAUCCAUUACAUUCAAAUUGAAUACCAUCACUUAGUCCCAGUGUUAGAUGUUCAGUCAUAAAUGAGUGGACAAAACAUCAGGGUUAAAUUUAAGAUAGAUUUUUGUGUGUUUACACUAGUGAAUUUGAUAUUCCAAACAUGUAACUGGAUACUAAAAUUAAAUAUCUUUUCACUCUUAAAUUAGGCGGGUGAUGAAGUGAAAUGUAUUAAUAUCCCAAUUAUUAAAAUCAUGUACAAUACAAUGAUAACUAGACUUUUACCAGCCAGACUGUGUGGUUGUAAAUGUCUAGUUAACAAGCAGGGCACAUUACAGAAGACUGUGUCUGCAGCCUCAUUUACAUAUUUUGGAUUAACAAGGAAGAUUCCAUCUCCAAUGAGCAAAUUGCAUCCUCAUUUUUGACACUUUGAAUACUUUUGAGAGUCUAAAUCCUGGUCCUAAAACAACUUCUUGCAUGACACUGAAUGUACAGUGACUUUUUUUUUAAGCCUAAAGGCUUUAAUGUGGUUCAUUUUGUAGGGGAACUCAUUUAAACAGUGAAUCAAACAUUUUAAAUACGGUACCAGACACAAAUCACAACUACUGGCAUUCCCUUUUAUUUACAGUUUUGUAUGUAACAAGAACAUUAUGAAGUCAUCACCACACUCUUAAAUGUUUUCUCUGUUAUUUGUAUCACUCAAGUGGCAUUAUUAUGUAGAUUAUGUGACAAUCCUUCCAUAACCACCACAUUAUAUAUGACUUGUCUGAAAGAAAUAAAGUAAAAUAAAUAAAACUGAAACAGAAGACUAAAGCCACCCUAGUAUUGAUGUCACUUCACCAGAUUUAUCAGCCACAGUGUGAGCAGUAUCUUUCCCAGCUGCCAACAGAGACCACUAUGUCCACAAUGAACAAGAAAGAUUGUAAAAACAUUCCUGUGCAAGCUUUUCUUUUUCUCCUGCAGUGUAUUUAUGGACCAUGUAAUGUUUGUUCUGUUUUGAAUGGUAAUAGUGUACUUUACAUGAAUUGAAUCUGGGGAAUUUUGUUCCAAUUUUACUUGAAUUGAUGGAUGAUUACAUCUGUGAUCUAAAUUUGUUUGAUACAAUAAAAUGUUUAAAUUGGU
Thunnus maccoyii (southern bluefin tuna) is the source of this 2633-nucleotide messenger RNA. RefSeq names its product protein phosphatase 1 regulatory subunit 1A-like. Lineage: Eukaryota; Metazoa; Chordata; Actinopteri; Scombriformes; Scombridae. The coding region runs from base 390 to 989 and encodes 199 amino acids. Gene Ontology annotation, biological process: intracellular signal transduction. Gene Ontology annotation, molecular function: protein phosphatase inhibitor activity. The transcript has 7 exons. Gene Ontology annotation, cellular component: cytoplasm. The record is from RefSeq and is a predicted model, not a curated record.